Molecule: messenger RNA, 5711 nt
Organism: Tachyglossus aculeatus (Australian echidna)
Lineage: Eukaryota; Metazoa; Chordata; Mammalia; Monotremata; Tachyglossidae
Gene: PPIP5K2
Product: diphosphoinositol pentakisphosphate kinase 2
Exons: 31
Coding region: 315-4067 (1250 amino acids)
Biological process (GO): inositol phosphate biosynthetic process; inositol metabolic process
Cellular component (GO): cytosol
Molecular function (GO): inositol hexakisphosphate kinase activity; 5-diphosphoinositol pentakisphosphate 1-kinase activity; diphosphoinositol pentakisphosphate kinase activity
Source: RefSeq, a predicted model, not a curated record
GGAGCGGCGGUGCGCGUGCGCGGGGCCGUGAGGCGGCGGUGGAGGCGGCCCCGUGAGGCGGGACGGGACCGGCCCGCGAGGGACCAGUUAAAAUAUUGCCACAUCAACUCAGGGAAGCAACAACCUGUGACUUUGUUUUUAAAGCUGGAGCAACAGUUUGGCUACCAACAAUGAAGAGAUAACCGGGAACCAAACAGCACUUGGCAGCCGAAUAUCACAGUAGCAAGUGAUUGUGCAAGCAGAAACAAGCUGCUCCUGGGAGAAUGAACUGUUGCGCAUCUGCCUCUAGCUGCUGCUCUCAUUUAGCUUAGAUAAUGUCCGUUCCACAAAAAGAGGACGACCCUCCCAGAUUCUUUGUCGGGGCUGAAGAAGGAGAGGAUGAGCCCUUGGAUUCCACCAAGCCUGGAGAAUUCGAGCACUUCUAUGACCCUGCCGAAGAGGAGGAGGAUGAAGAGUACGACUCACCACCUGAAAGACAGAUUGUAGUGGGCAUAUGUUCCAUGGCAAAGAAGUCUAGAUCCAAACCAAUGAAGGAAAUUCUGGAACGUGUUUCCAUGUUUAAAUACAUAACAGUUGUGAUAUUUGAAGAGGAUGUUAUUUUGAAUGAAUCAGUAGAAAACUGGCCUUUGUGUGAUUGUCUCGUUUCUUUUCAUUCCAAAGGAUUUCCACUGGACAAAGCAGUUGCCUAUGCAAAGCUCAGGAAUCCAUUUGUCAUCAAUGACUUGAAUAUGCAAUAUCGCAUACAGGACAGGAGAGAAGUCUAUAGUAUUCUCCAAGCAGAAGGCAUUUUACUUCCUCGUUAUGCAAUUCUGAAUCGAGACCCGAAUAAUCCCAAAGAAUGCAAUCUGGUCGAAGGGGAAGAUCACGUUGAGGUAAAUGGAGCAAUUUUCCAAAAGCCAUUUGUUGAAAAGCCAGUCAGUGCCGAGGACCAUAAUGUUUACAUUUAUUACCCAACAUCUGCUGGAGGAGGGAGUCAGAGGCUCUUUCGGAAGAUCGGCAGCAGAAGUAGCGUUUACUCCCCUGAAAGUAAUGUUCGAAAAACAGGCUCGUACAUUUAUGAGGAGUUCAUGCCUACAGAUGGAACUGACGUGAAGGUGUAUACAGUGGGCCCGGACUAUGCCCAUGCCGAAGCUCGGAAAUCCCCUGCCCUAGAUGGCAAAGUGGAAAGGGAUAGUGAAGGGAAGGAAGUCCGAUAUCCUGUCAUCCUUAAUGCAAGAGAAAAAUUAAUUGCUUGGAAAGUCUGCCUCGCUUUUAAGCAAACAGUUUGUGGCUUUGACUUACUGCGUGCUAAUGGACAGUCAUAUGUUUGUGAUGUCAACGGCUUCAGUUUUGUGAAGAAUUCUAUGAAAUAUUACGAUGACUGCGCUAAAAUACUUGGAAAUAUCAUAAUGCGAGAGCUUGCUCCACAAUUUCAGAUUCCAUGGUCAAUACCAUUAGAAGCCGAAGAUAUACCAAUUGUGCCAACCACAUCUGGAACGAUGAUGGAGCUUAGAUGUGUUAUUGCAGUUAUACGACACGGGGAUCGAACACCAAAACAAAAGAUGAAAAUGGAAGUGAGACAUCAGAAGUUUUUUGAUCUUUUUGAGAAGUGCGAAGGCUAUAAGUCCGGAAAGCUAAAACUGAAAAAGCCAAAACAGUUACAGGAAGUGCUGGACAUUGCUAGACAGCUUCUUUUAGAACUUGGGCAGAAUAACGAUUCUGAAAUCGAAGAGAGCAAAUCAAAACUUGAACAACUGAAAACUGUAUUAGAAAUGUAUGGACAUUUUUCUGGAAUAAAUCGUAAAGUCCAGUUGACUUAUCUCCCUCACGGUUGUCCUAAAACAUCUAGUGAAGAGGAAGACACUAGGAGAGAAGAACCCUCGUUACUCUUGGUUCUGAAGUGGGGCGGGGAAUUGACCCCCGCCGGCCGAGUUCAAGCGGAGGAACUUGGGAGAGCUUUCAGGUGCAUGUAUCCUGGAGGACAAGGCGAUUAUGCAGGAUUUCCUGGUUGUGGUUUACUUAGACUACAUAGUACUUACCGACAUGACCUCAAAAUAUACGCUUCUGAUGAGGGACGGGUCCAGAUGACUGCUGCAGCUUUUGCAAAGGGAUUAUUGGCUCUAGAAGGAGAGCUUACGCCCAUUCUUGUCCAGAUGGUAAAAAGUGCAAAUAUGAAUGGGCUAUUGGACAGUGAUAGUGACUCUCUAAGCAGCUGUCAGCAUCGUGUGAAAGCAAGACUUCAUGAAAUCCUUCAAAGAGACAGAGAGUUUACUACUGAAGACUAUGAAAAGCUUACUCCAUCUGGAAGCAUUUCUCUUAUCAAGUCAAUGCACCUAAUCAAAAAUCCUGUGAAGACCUGUGACAAAGUUUAUUCAUUGAUUCAGAGUUUGACUUCUCAAAUCAGACAAAGAAUGGAAGACCCAAAGUAUUCAGACAUUCAGCUUUACCAUAGUGAAACUCUGGAAUUAAUGCUACGUCGAUGGUCAAAACUGGAGAAGGACUUUAAGACAAAGAAUGGAAGAUACGACAUCAGUAAAAUCCCUGAUAUUUAUGACUGUAUAAAAUAUGACGUCCAACAUAAUGGCUCCUUGAAAUUAGAAAACACAAUGGAACUGUACAGGCUUUCCAAGGCCUUAGCAGAUAUUGUUAUCCCUCAGGAAUACGGUAUAUCCAAAGUUGAAAAACUAGAGAUUGCCAAAGGCUACUGCACUCCUUUAGUUAGGAAGAUUCGCUCAGAUCUUCAGAGGACGCAAGAUGAUGACACUGUAAACAAGCUUCAUCCCCUGUAUUCCAGAGGUGUGAUGUCUCCUGAGCGUCACGUCCGAACGAGACUGUAUUUUACCAGCGAAAGUCAUGUACACUCUUUACUGUCCAUUCUUCGUUACGGUGCCUUAUGUGAUGAAUCUAAAGAUGAUCAGUGGAAGCGAGCUAUGGAUUAUCUCAAUGUCGUCAAUGAACUCAACUACAUGACUCAGAUUGUUAUCAUGCUGUAUGAGGACCCAAAUAAGGAUCUUUCCUCAGAGGAGCGUUUCCAUGUUGAGCUACACUUUAGCCCAGGAGCCAAAGGCUGUGAAGAAGACAAAAAUUUACCGUCUGGGUAUGGAUACAGACCUGCCUCCAGGGAGAGCGAUGGCUCAAAGAAAUCCUCACAUAAAAACGAUAGCGACGAGGAGCCACAUGCUUCUAAAAGGGAUGAACCCGAUCGAGCAGUACUCAUGUUCAAGCCCAUGGUGUCCGAUCCCAUUCACAUACACAGAAAGUCGCCACUUCCCCGAUCUAGGAAGAUUGGUCCAAGUGAAGAAGAGAGCCCCCUGAGUGUGUCUAACCCAGAGGGUACUGGUACCUGGCUGCAUUACACCAGUGGUGUGGGUACUGGGCGUCGAAGACGCAGAUCAGGGGAACAAAUCACUUCUUCCCCUGUCUCCCCUAAAUCAUUGGCUUUCACAUCCAGUAUUUUUGGCUCAUGGCAACAGGUGGUUUCAGAGAGCAGUAAUUACCUCCGAACACCAAGGACCCUGGUGGAACAAAAACAGAAUGCUCUAGGGACUCCCUGUGCGGGCCUGUUUAGCACCUCGGUACUCGGGGGCUCUUCAAGCGCACCUAACCUUCAGGAUUAUGCUCGUACUCAUCGUAAAAAGCUGACUUCUUCUGGCUGCAUGGAUGACGCCACACGUGGUUCUGCUGUUAAAAGGUUUUCUAUCUCAUUUGCUCGACACCCAACCAAUGGGUUUGAACUGUAUUCCAUGGUGCCUUCUAUCUGCCCUCUAGAAACUCUACACAAUGCCCUAUCUUUAAAGCAGGUGGACGAAUUUCUCGCUUCAGUUGCCAUGCCAUCAACCGACAGUCGGCCAGAGAUACCGUCUGCUCUUUCCUGUUCUGCGGGUUCUAGUCCACAUUCUAGAAGAAAAAUGUCUUUAAAUACUUACACUCCUGCAAAGAUCCUCCCUACACCUCUUGCCCCCGCGCAGCACGGGAAAGCAGCCGCUGGAACCAGCGGGACUUCUGGCAAGUCUCCAGCGAGCACCUCAUCUCCCAAGCAGAGUCCCCGUGUCCGAGGGGAGGACAAAGCGGCUACACCGAAGAAGUAAAAUCCUUCAAAGCAAACUGGGACUAGUAUUCCAAAAAGGUGUCCCUUGGUCGGGGGGAAGAGAGCUAAACUAAACCGAAAACUGUCAAAGCCAUCCAUUUCCGUCUCUGGCAGCGCACUUGUCUGUACAAUUUGAAACAGUUUUCAGAGCUGGAACACGUUUUUGUAAGUAUUCAGGUAAAAAGGGUCUUUUGUCAUUAACCGUCUUGAACUAUGUUCGACAAAGGUUUCCUGAAGCACUCGAGUGUCUGAUGUUUACCAUGCGCCCGUGGACGGUGGGAGAGGCAUCAAAGUAAUGCCACCGAUUUGAGGGUCUGGGCUAGCUGCCACAGGGAAACCUCUAUUUUCAGGGGAUUUUUUAAAUUGGCUAUGAAAACCUCUGGGCUUAAGGUGAAACUCGGCAGCCAAGAUUUCAACCUGAAAACGCUUUUUAUUUAAUUACGUUUCCAAAGAGAGCUUAUUGACCAUUUAGGUUAGAGUCAUUUUUUCUUGUUGUUGUUGUUGUUCGUUCUUUCUCAAACGACCACAUAUGCUGCAAUAUUUAGACUCGGAUGGGUCGGCGGAGAAAGGGACUUUCCUCCAUCCUUUGCAUUGAAUCAUCUCGACUGGCGAGUCUGGGUCAAGGUCAACACUUUCCGUCAUCUCAGAAAUUGCACAGCGACGGUUAUGCGUACCUGUUAAUAUUUGUGUAUAGUCAUUCUUCUGUGGAAAAAAAAAUAUGGUUUAUUUUCUUAUAAGGAGCGUUUUUGUUUAUCAGGACUAUGGCUUUAUUAUUUAAGUCUGUAUUAAAAAAAAAAAAGAAGCCUUUGGUUUCGUUUAAAGGGAUGGAUUCUGGCAGUAGAAAUUGUAAAUAGCGGGCACCUGGCUUUCAGUGGUGCUGACCUUUUUCGUCCUUAAGGGACUCAAUCCUAAAGGUGGAGAUGGCAGCGUUAGCAGGAGGAACUGCGGGAUGGGCUGCAGCUGCUCUCUGAAUUUUGGGAGAACGGAGCGGGCUUCGGCACGUCGUCACGCCGUUGCCGUUCUUAGCUCGGCUGCGCUCGACGGAUGGCGUUAAGAGAAAGUCGGUCUCGAGCAUUUAAAAAGGGGCCCUUUUUAAAGUGUAGUUUCGUAGAGCAAUCGUCUCAAAGUGGUGUGUGUUUGUGGCUUCGUCUGUGAUAGGAAGAAUUAUUCUCCUUCCCGUAAUUCUCCGCCUCGGUGCGCCUCUUCGCUGCUCCACCCCUUGAAACUAGAAGCCAAGCACUCGGGCAUAAUAUUAAUACCAUCAUCAUCAAUCGUAUUCCACGUAUUCCAAGAAUUCCACAUAUGGCAAGUCCUCCAACUUUCCUUGUAACGUUAUGAGGGCUUUGAACUUCAACAUUUGGGAACAGGAUUUUCGUGAUUUUUGCAGUGAAGGUGGGUGACCUAGGGAAUAGCAGAUAGAAAAUAGGUAUAGUAAAUGCUGGCGUUCUAAAGGUACCAAAUACAAAAGAUUCAGUCUACAUACUUGAUACAUUUUGCACUCUGAAAUGCAGUCUACGAUGUUGGAAGCUGUUGUCUCGUAACUGUCUGAAUAGUCAUAUGUUGGCAGGGUUUAAAGGCUGUUGGAAUUAAAUGUACUUAUCAUUCCAUUCCCCCCCUGUUACAUUGAAAAAGGUGUGGGGGGGUG